Molecule: messenger RNA, 3461 nt
Organism: Pangasianodon hypophthalmus (striped catfish)
Lineage: Eukaryota; Metazoa; Chordata; Actinopteri; Siluriformes; Pangasiidae
Gene: il10ra
Product: interleukin 10 receptor, alpha
Exons: 7
Coding region: 195-1823 (542 amino acids)
Molecular function (GO): protein binding
Source: RefSeq, a predicted model, not a curated record
GCGGUACCUUUCUGACUAAAUCAUACAUUUGUAUUGUUUGGACUGCAGAGAGGAUCAGUCAGAGACAGAAGACCUGAAGGCACAUGUUCCCAGUGAAUCUGAUGUAUUUGAAACAGCACAACACUUUGAUGUCUUGUAGACUUCACCACCAUUUUUUUUGUGAACUUGUAUCUUGAUAUGAUACUAACACAACCAUGGACAGGAACCCCUGGGUUUCAACGCUAGUCAUAUUACUCCACUUGACACUUUACGUAUCAGGGGAGAUGACACCAGGAAAUGUUACUGUGCACAUAUGGGAAGGGAAUGUAACUAUAACCUGGGACCCACCUCAGGGAAAUCCUGGGGAUUACCACUAUAAAGUUCAGCUGUCAAAUUAUCUUGAUUCUCCUGGAGUCUGGGAAAAUGUUUCCCACUGUAGUCUUCUUAAAACCACCAUAUGUAAUAUUGGUUAUCUUUCAGAGGAUUCAAAUUUCAGAGCGCGAGUUGGAUUAGUCACGUCUCAAAACACUAGUUGGAGUUCUAAACGCCAUAUUAAUAUUCGACUCAGUCAGCUGUAUGCCCCAAUCUUCACUCUGUCGUCCACCUCAGACUCUGUGCAAGUCAAGAUACACAGGAAACAGAUACUUGAUGAGCUCUUUACCAAUGGCGUGCAGUACACUGUGUAUCUGUGGCCAGAUGGGCAGGAAAAUCAGACACUGACAAAGAGUGAUGACGAAGUUGAUGAUGGUGGUGAGAUGAUAUUCAUCUCAUUGAGGUCAUUGCAAGUGUACUGCGUGCUUGUGAAAGUGGAGAGUACAUCAACUGCAGCUAGCAACAUCUCUUCUGUGCAAUGCAUAAAGCUACCAUUAGAUGUGACGGUGUAUAUUUGCCUCGUUUCACUGGGACUGUUGGGCAUUAUAGCUUUUCUAAUGCUCUUUAUUUAUUUCCUGAGGCGACCUCAGAAAAUGCCUAGUGCUUUGAAACUUGUUGUAAAUGUAUGGAAGCCCAUGAUUAUCAAAUCUGACCAAGUGGAGACCGUGACGGACAAGGGAUGGAUAAUCAACAACGCAGAUACGAAAAAGGGCAUAGAAUUUACUGAGGAAGACAAAGAGAGGAGAGGAAGCCUGGACAGUGGAGUAAGCAUAGAGCGGCUGCAUCUGUCUGUCAGCAGCGCAAAGACGGAGGAACAAAUCGGAGAUGUACAAGUGGACAGCGGUUGUGGAAGUCUAAAAGGAACUGAGGUCAGUGGAAGUGGUAGGAGAGUCACAAGACAAUUCUCCAUACAUGAGAUACACUGCAGCGGUAAAGAUGAGGGAACAGAGGACAGUGGAUUGGGACUGAGCCAUCAUGAAGUUUCUGGUUCUCUAGAGGGGGAAGACACUGGACUAUUGUCCAACGUAGUGGUUGGGGAUGGAUAUCGGAGUCAGAGUCCCUCAAGUGUGGAGGUGCAAAAUGACAUGGACUCAAACCUGGCUGCUCCAUCGGCUGGAUAUAGGUCUGGUCAGGUGACAUGUAUGUGUUCAGACCAUGAAUAUUGCAUUUGGUGCAAAUUUAAGAAUCCUUUCCCUGAAGACUGUCAACCAGUAACUCAGUCAGGCUUUAGACAAAUUGAUGAUGGUAACUCUGUGACUUCUAGCUACUUGAAGAAGAGUUUUAUACAAACAGUAAACCUUUUAAAUAUGGAGGUCCCAGAGGCAGAGCCUGACCUGUCAGACAAUAACUGCUCUGAGUCUUCUCUCAUUCUCUUGUCAUGUCCACUUCUUCUGCAAGAUGAAAAGAAACAAGGCAGCAUAAUGCACGCAAGGUCUUUCACACUUGAUAACAUGGAACUUACAUUUUCCUGAACUGCUUGCUGUGACUUUUGUUUGAAAAGAGUACAAAUGUGACUGGAAAUAUGGCCUUUAACUUUCAGCUGGAUACUCGCGGUACUCUGAGAAAUGGACUAGUCGUAUUUUCACACAUAUUUUUCACACAACCAUAUUCACUGCAUAAAUUGUAAUUUUAGAUCAUUAAGAGUCUCAUUAUCCAAUGAGGAUGCAAGUAUAUUAUACCUCAAAGCCAGUUUGGACAGAUGGAAGGAUGGAUAGAUGGGUGGAUGAUCUUCCUACAAAAUAAAAAAUAUCAGCCGUAUGCUGCUCUUGAUUCAACUGUAAAACGUUUGUUUUUCUGAAUGUCUGAAAUGUACUACAGUGCAGUAAUAGGACAAUUUAUGCCUCCUUGUUCUUACUUAUUUUAACUAAUCUGUUAUGAUCAGGUUUUUAUUCUGAUAAUAGUUAUUUGGAUUUGUAAGAAUGAACAGUUUGAAACUUCAGAAAGUUGUAUGGAUUGUUCUAUUACUAGUCAAAUGCUGCAAUGCUUGCGGUGGACUUAUGCUGUGUGAGGAAUUCUUCAUGCACAACACAUCUCAAUGUCUGAACACGACAACCAAAGGGAUGUGCACAUGCUUUGCGUAGUAACCCAUCAUAAGCAGAAAAGUGGGAGAAAUCAAAGAACAAACUUUUUUUUUUUCUGCCACUCAGAGUGUCUUCAUCAAGCUUCAAAAAGACUUUAUGUGGGAUACUGUGUAUAUAUAAGAAAUGAAUGCAGCAUUAAUAAAGGGCAAAUGUGCUGUGCUGACUGAACAGGGGUCAGAACCGGAAUCGAUCCGGCGCUGAUGAAGCAGAACCAGUAUUGAUCCUUAUCUAUACUUAUAUUAAGUUUAUUUAUUUAUCUAUUUAUUUAUGUAUUCACGCACACACACACUCACUACUCAUGUACCUACCUUCCUACAUACCAGGUGUUUUUUUGUCACUAUAGGAUAAACACGAUAAUUCUGUUAAAAAAACACAACAGGAACACUGAACCCAGAGUUACAGUAAACCCACCGGACUUCUCAACAACCAAUAGGGAAGUGCUCUUCUUGUGGAGGUUGAAAAUGACUUAACUCCAAGUUUCCUUUUCAAAGUCGAACACGGAAUUAAAAACAGCUUUGUCCACCUUUUUUUCGGAAAUUAAAUGUGUGUCAUUUGGACAAGGUCUGCUCCUGAAGUCAGUAUGUUGAUCUGUUCCCUCGCCCGUCUAAGCGCUCAUCUAAUGACUAAUGAGCCGAUAGAGUAAUGGAUCCCUCCUUAAGAUGGCACUGGAGAUUCCCGCAUGGCGAGGCCAAGUCAAUAAAAGCUAUGCUAAUGUUACGUUAUGUAAAGCUAUGUUAAAAGCUAUGUUAAGCUAAUGUUAAAAAUAAUAUUGAAACUGAGCCCAUGUCUUUAAAUCAACUCUCCUUCUCCAUUCUCAUACCCACGUGGGAUUUCCGCACUUUCCUGUGGUUGGUGGAGACACCUGGCCUUAGCAGAGAAGAAGAAGAAUUUGUUUGUGGAAGCACACAGUUAUUUUCAUUCAUCAUAUUUGCAUGAUCUGAGAGUUUAAAUUAAAACUGCUUAGUUCAAUUUCAGAUCAGUUUAGUGCUAAAUUUGUAAUAACUGAUAAAUAAAUUACUUUAUAAUAUG